Molecule: messenger RNA, 3519 nt
Organism: Pomacea canaliculata
Lineage: Eukaryota; Metazoa; Mollusca; Gastropoda; Architaenioglossa; Ampullariidae
Exons: 6
Coding region: 1743-3068 (441 amino acids)
Source: RefSeq, a predicted model, not a curated record
UGUAAACCUAUGUUUGAUGUUUAAAGUUUAAGUUAAGAAAAUAAAAUUAGAGCUAUAACUAAUUAUAAUUAUUCCAAUAAUUUGUUAUGGGGUGGGGAGGAAAGAGGUUCAAUAUUUAGUCGAGGGCGUGACAAGGGUGUAGCUCUUGCCAUGGGAGUAAGUACAUUCAGGGUGGAAUCCACGUGUCAGGUGUUUGAAUAAUAUUUAGAUAUGACUCACUAGCAUUUAUUGGGGGGAUGUACGUCACGGGGAAUAUGUGAACACUCCACACCGGGGUUAUGUCAGCGAUAAGGAAGCGGGAAGACCCAGGCUUGUCCCCGCAAUAUAUUAUGUGACGAUCAUGAGGAGAAGGAAGAGCAGAAUGCGAACUCAGGACGUGCCUGUGGGAUUAUAACUGAAAUUAUGUCGUUUGGCCGUUUUUAUGUAAACUUACAGUCUUGUGGUAUGUUUGCCUCCGAUGGGCCAGCUGUCUGGAAUUCUCUUCCUCUCCAAGUGAGACAUGCAUCGCCAUUUUCAGAUUGUAGACAGUUCUGUGGUGUCUUCAACUGAUUGUAUGUUACUUAGAUAAAACAGAAUUUUACGCUGAUUUUCUGCUCAAAGUGUGUGCUGUGUUUUUUUGGAACUAUUGCCGAGUUGUAUUCUAUAAGCAGUCUACAGUAUUAUUAUCAUCUGCGCUGUGUAAUUAUUGUCGACGUGUUGCAACAACGUGUGUUAACGCUUGAUCUCAAUGGAUUCUCACCUCAGAGGACGCGAAUCGUGUCCCAGGACACAUACAGACUUUAAAACCACUCCAAACAAAAGCUGAUGUUCGCCGUUUUCUGGAUGGUAUCAGAAAGGAAUUUCUCUCGUCGGUAAACGUGGAUGAGUCGGGCCUGAUGGAUGAGCUCGUGCAAACUGGAGUCCUGAACUACGACAGUGAUGUGGAAUCUUUACGGUGUAAAUACUCUGUCAGGAAAGACAAGGCAAGACGACUAUGGACUAUUCUUUACACCAUCGACCCUAACACUUUUAUUGAGGAGGCCCUGCCGGCGCUUUGUAAAAAAUACUUCCACGUCAUUCCUCGCGAGUACUGGAAAGAACAAUCCGAUUGUACUCGUGUGACGUCACAAAUCUCCGGGGAAGCAGCAGCAGGCGCCAGCGAGGUCACCUGUGUCAGGUGUGCUGCCAAACAUCGAGUCCGAGAAAAAUACGAUGGCUGACUUGCUCUAUGAAUUUCAGUUAAUCCCCUUUGAUGACUACAGAAGACACACAGGAGAGCCGUUGGUACGAGAUUGGGAUUCGAUCUUCAACAGUUUGGAAAACAUACCUUCAGAUAAGACAGAAUUUUUUUCCAGAAACUUCCAGAAACUACUGAAAAGUUAUUCCCUUACAGUCCCUCACAAUCUUGAGGAUUUAAUUAAACGUGGUUUACCAUGCACGUGCUCCAGGCCACCAGAAAUAAACAACAGCAAUGAUGGGACAGAGACACAGAGUAUCCGGGGUUAUUAUUCUGACCACGAGCACAGACGAGGCUCAGAUGUCUCUACAGAACCGAGUCAGUAUCCUGAGUCAAAGAAGAUUCAGACGAUUGUUGUAGUUCUCGUACCAGUACCCUCAGUAGAUCCACCUUGUCAUUAAACACCGUCUCUGAUUUCCUGCCAGAAGACGACGAAGCCACAGGCAGCGACCAUCCAGAUGACCCUAUAGGUCAAGCAGGACCUGCGCCUGAGAACAAAACCUGGAAGCGGCAUAACAAGGGCGCCAUGUCCAGUCAGAAGCAUCCACUUUCGUCCAUUGUAGAUGAGACGAAGAAAUUUUUGGACAGUCAGCAGAAUGUUCACCUAGAUAGUCACGUGCCAGACGUGGACACAGUGGGUGUAGACAGGGCAACGAAUAAACUGAGGGCAGGUAGGAAUUUUGCCCUCCACCCUGAUGUCCUGUACAAGACGUUUAGACUCCGAGGUACCAGAAAGAAGACGCGUCCAGCAUUGAGGGAAUUUUUACAGAGGAUGACAGUGCCGUCAACACAACACACCUUCCACAGCAGAAUUCAAAACGAAACACUGGAUGUCAGCAAAGAAGGGGACUAUGUGGUGCCUGACUGUGACUAUGAUAGCGAAGACCCAGUUAUCAAUGAGGAAUCGAUGGGUUCCUUAACAGACAGUGAGACAGCUCUUUCAGAAAGUGACACUGAAAACUUUGGUGACAUUGAAGACUCGACAGAUUCUCUUUCAGACAGUGACACUAACAUUAAUGGCUCCACCGCAGAAUCACCAUACUCUCAAACAAAGACAAGGACUGAGAGUCUGGAUGCCAAAAGGGAUUUUAUAGCCAGGCGUGAUACAGAAAACCAGGGUUCCGACAGAUCAGAAGAUUCUGUAACUGCCAGUGUUACAGAAGAUGGUAAUACCAAAGAACAUGUCCAAUGCCUGCUGCCUGACUUCCGGCGCGAGACUCCGGCAAAAACUCCGUUAACAUCUGUGGACGCCUCGACUGGAAAAUAUGGUGUGAAGGAAAGAAUUAGCAGUUUGGGCCAGGAUGUGGUGGAGGAAACAGCCAUUUUGACAGAACUGUGUGACCUGGUGGCCAGCAGUUUUCCUUUAAAUGGAGACCUGACUGACCAUCUGCAAAAAGCCCAAACGUGGGCUGUUGACGAAGGACAUACUCCAACACUGACAGUGACGAGCUGCCUGGAUAUGGACGCACAUCUACAAGACACAUUCACCAGACUUGAAAAGAUCAAGCAUGAGCUACCAUCAUCCUCGUUACAGCAAGACUCAGAGGUCUUCAUGGUGUGUGAAUCUGUCCUGAGGUCCUGCCUCGGCCUCGUCUUGGGUUUGAAGAUGUGUCUUGUGUGCGACUCGACCCUGGAGGUGAUGUACAGACUGGACAUUCCCUCUAAGACAGAUGCCGAAGACAAAUUCAAGCAAAUGAGGAGCUCGGCGAGGUCGAGGAUGAGGUCUCGUCUAGAGGACAUUUUAAAAAACAUGAAAACUGUAGCAGAGCCGUGGAAAGUUCCAGACUCAUUUGUAAAAGAUCUGAACCACCUUCAAGCAAUGCUAUCAAGCAUAUUGCCUCAUCUAAACUAAAUGAUUAUUAAUAUUUGUGAAAUACUAAUAAAUCUCUCAAUGGUGGAUAAUGCAAUUUUGUUCUUGAAUCAAAGUAUCACAGAAUAAACCUCUGUCAUCAUUCUUUAGUUUAGUGGUUCUUAUUAACUGUAUAUACAGACAUUCGGUUAACAUAAAACAACUGUCAAUGCUCGCGCAUUCAUUUGACGAAACUUUUUGUGGUGGAAUGAUAUGAUCUGAGGUGGUUCUACGGUCCUAUGGGUGAAUAUUCGAGAAUGAGUAAACAUGGCCGAGAGAAAGAGAACAAUUAGUUACAUGGCCUGCUUCCUGUCGAUGACCGAGUAUGUUUAUUUUGAACUUUUCACAUUUGAUCUUGUGAAGAUGUUAGGUAGGUGUUCCCUAUAUCCUGAUUUCAAUUUUUCGAAGUCGUGUAUUGUGUGUGCUCAAUCAAUGAAUAAUAAAGAUAAGAUUG